CGAGUCACCUGGGCCGGGGCCGGGCUGGUCGGGAUUGGCCCGCGUGGGGAGCGAGGCGAGCGGGGGCGUCCGCGAGUGGGGCUGCGACAGGCUCCCAACUCCUGCUCUGGCGGCGGCGCGGGGACCUGGGAACACGCUGGAGAGCGGAGCGGGCGCACCCAGGGUGGUCUCUGCGCGGGGGAGGAGUGGACGCCGCUUCCGCAGACUUCUCGGAGCCCCCAGCCCCUCCCCACCUGCCCGGGAGCCUCGGGGGGAUCCGGGGACGCCGGCCCGCCUUCCCCCCAAGGGCCCUCCGAGAGGCUGCCCAGAAGGAAGAGGGGAAAAGAAGCCAACCGCUAACUGUACCGCUCCAGAGACCCCCCGCCCCGCCCUGGCCACUGCUCCAGCGGGGCCCCUCCCGGGCAGGCAGCGCGGCCAGGGGCUCCUGUGCGGGCUGGAACUUUUCUGAGGGGCAGAAAGUGGCUGCAAAGCUGCCAAGGGGCGUCCUAUCCACCCCCACUUCCCUGCUCCCCGCUCCCCCGCCUCCCGUCUGCUGUCCCGGGGCAGGUCCGGGCCUGCUUCCUUCUCGCCUGCUGAGGCCUGGUCGCUGAGAGCAGCCCCCCAGGAGUGGAGUGGAAGCGCUGCUGGCGGGCAGCGCCGUCGGGGGUCUGCAUCUGCGCAGGCCGGGCCAUCUUGCCCUUCAGCCAGGGGGUCUCAUAGACCCCAGUCCCUUCUCUGGGGUGUCCCAGCUGGGAGGGGCGGGGAGGGUGGCGGGAAGGCUCGCUCUUUGUAGCCCCGUGGCAGGGGAUGAGUGCGGGAAUGGCCCUUCGGGCGGGAGCCUUUGCCCCGGGUGGUGGAGACUGACCACGUGCCUCCUGCCCUGCAGAUGAGCCCCGCUAGGGCCGCCCCGCGCUGAGAGCCCAGCCCUGCCGCCCGCCCGCCCGCCCGCGCCAUGUCUCAGAUGCUGCACAUCGAGAUCCCCAAUUUCGGGAACACCGUGCUGGGCUGCCUGAACGAGCAGCGCCUGCUGGGCCUCUACUGCGAUGUGUCCAUCGUGGUCAAGGGCCAGGCCUUCAAGGCCCACCGCGCGGUGCUGGCCGCCAGCAGCCUCUACUUCCGCGACCUGUUCAGUGGCAACAGCAAGAGCGCCUUCGAGCUGCCCGGCUCCGUGCCACCCGCCUGCUUCCAGCAGAUCCUGUCCUUCUGCUACACGGGCAGGCUCACCAUGACGGCCAGCGAGCAGCUCGUGGUCAUGUACACGGCCGGCUUCCUGCAGAUCCAGCACAUCGUGGAGCGCGGCACCGACCUCAUGUUCAAGGUGAGCUCGCCCCACUGCGACUCGCAGACCGCCGUGAUCGAGGACGCCGGCUCCGAACCCCAGAGUCCCUGCAACCAGCUGCAGCCGGCCGCCGCCGCCGCCGCCCCCUACGUCGUGUCCCCCUCGGUGCCCAUCCCGCUGCUGACCCGCGUCAAGCAUGAAGCCAUGGAGCUGCCGCCGGCUGCCGGCCCAGGCCUGGCACCUAAGCGCCCGCUGGAGACGGGGCCCAGGGACGGUGUGGCGGUGGCCUCGGGGGCCGCGGUCGCGGCAGGCGCAGCCCCUCUCAAACUGCCCCGAGUCUCCUACUAUGGGGUGCCCAGCCUGGCCACCCUCAUCCCCGGCAUCCAGCAGGUGCCCUACCCCCAGGGGGAGCGGACCAGUCCGGGCGCCAGCAGCCUGCCCACCACUGACAGCCCCACCUCGUACCACAACGAGGACGACGAGGAGGAUGAUGAGGCCUAUGACACCAUGGUGGAGGAGCAGUACGGCCAGAUGUACAUCAAGGCCUCCGGCAGCUACGCAGUGCAAGAGAAGCCUGAGCCAGUGCCCCUGGAGAGCCGCUCCUGCGUCCUCAUCCGCCGCGACCUCGUGGCCCUGCCUGCCAGCCUCAUCAGCCAGAUUGGAUACCGCUGCCACCCCAAGCUCUACUCAGAGGGGGACCCCGGUGAGAAGCUGGAGCUGGUGGCAGGCUCUGGGGUCUACAUCACACGCGGCCAGCUGAUGAACUGCCACCUCUGCGCGGGGGUGAAGCACAAGGUCUUGCUGCGGAGGCUUCUGGCCACCUUCUUUGACAGGAACACCCUGGCCAACAGCUGUGGGACCGGCAUCCGCUCGUCCACCAGCGACCCCAGCCGGAAGCCACUGGACAGCCGGGUCCUGAACGCUGUGAAACUGUACUGUCAGAACUUCGCCCCCAGCUUCAAGGAGAGUGAGAUGAAUGUGAUCGCCGCGGACAUGUGCACCAACGCCCGCCGCGUUCGCAAGCGCUGGCUGCCCAAGAUCAAGUCCAUGCUGCCGGAGGGCGUGGAGAUGUACCGCACGGUCAUGGGCUCCUCGGCCGCCAGCGCGCCCCUCGACCCCGAGUUCCCGCCCGCCACCACGGCACAGGUGUUCGAGCAGCGCAUCUAUGCCGAGCGGCGGGGCGACGCCGCCACCAUCGUGGCUCUGAGAACUGACGCCGUGAAUGUUGACCUGAGUGCCGCCGCCAACCCUGCCUUCGACGCCGGCGAGGAGGUGGACGGGGCUGGCUCGGUCAUCCAGGAGGUGGCUGCCUCCGAGCCUCUGCCCGCCGGCGGCCAGAGCCCCCCACAGCCCUUCGAGCAGGGUGGGGGCAGCCCCAGCAGGCCCCAGACGCCGGCGGCCGUGGCCCGGAGGCCGGAGGGCACCUAUGCAGGGACUCUGUAAGCGGAGCUGGGUGGCUGCGCAAGGGACCGCGUACUAGAGCUGCUUGCAUGCGAUACUAAUACAAACAAAUGUGAUCAAGCCACUUACCUACUGAACUGCUACUGUUGCCUGAGAAAAAUGUGAUUUUUAUUCUGCUUGUAUUUAAAAUUGAUGAAGGAAACAAAUGCAUUCAUUAUACUGUAAACAAUUAGGCCACUGGCAGCCUCCUGCGAGGAAGGGCCAGGGCUCCCUUUUGAUAUUCACAAGGUCAGUCUCCAAGUGUAGCUUCCCUCCCCCUUCUUGGGGAGGGCCGGCGGCCGCCAGGCCCCUGGUGCCCAGCCCUGCCCCUUCCUCCCCGCCCUUCCUGCUCCUUCUGCCCGGAAGAUGAAGCAGGGGCCGGCGGCGGCCUAUGGUAUGGGGGCUGGGCGGUGCGUCACUGACCCUUGCUUCCUGACCCAUGGAACCCCUCUGGGGCGGCAGGGCAGGGCUCAGGCGCCAGGGCCCUAACUCCUCGUUUUUCCUUCUUUCUGAGACUCGGGGCCAGGCCCACAGGGCCCUCCACCUGUGUGGGGUGUGUGCACGAGUGUGUGUGUGUGUGCGUGUGCGCGUGUGCAGGGGGCGUGGUGAGGGGGCGGUGAUGGCUGUGGCCACCCCUCAGGGGUGGAGAAAAGGGUACUUUAUUCUGCCCCCACGCCCCGUCCUUGUUCUGCCCAAUCCCUCUUGGCUCUGCAGCCCCUCGGUCCCCGGACCCCCAGGGCACCACUGACCCCGCCUGGCCUCCCACGGUCCCACCCGUGGGACGUGCACAGCUGAUGUAGCCACGCCGCCCUCUGCCGCCUCAGCCACUUUGGGAUUAUGCUUGUCUUGUUUUUUUAGGUUUUGUUGUAACCUAGAUCUAUUUCACAUAUGGUUUAGAAACUUUCAGACUCAAUAGAGCAAAAACUUUGGGUGGGAUGGGUGUCACUGUCCCCAGCCACCAUGGCUUGGGGCGGAUCAUCUGUGGCCGUCAGGGCGCAUCCCCUUGCCUCCCCCACCUGGGGCUGGGGACCACUCGUCUCCCACUGGGGGGAAAGGGGGUCCCGGAUGGGUUACCAGUAUGUGUGGAGCUGAGCUCAGGGCCAGGCCUGGGGAGGGGGUUCCAGUCGGGCAAGAGAUGGCGGCUAGGGCUAGGCCAGGAUGCGAGUGGUCCUUCUGGUGCUGGGCUCCCCAUCUGCCUUUUGGGGUGUUCGCCAAUGGAGGGUGCCUGAGGCUGCAGGCGGGGGUGACCAGGACAGGCCUGGGCUGGGGCAGUUGCAGGUGUGGGCACUGGUAGGGGACAGUGGGUUGGGGCUGCAUGCUGGGGGCCAGGGACAGUGGAGGAAGGGCCCAUGGAAGAUGGGGCUGGUUGGUUUGAGGCUGGAGUGCUUCCUUUGAAAUUUAAUUAUUGUUUUUUAAACGGUGGGGGCCCCAGCCUGUGUGAAGUGCUGGUGUGGCCACCUGCCCAGGUGCCUCUCCCUUUUGUUUUAGGGGCCGUGCCCUUGUCCGGGGGCAGCCUUCCUUCCUAGGUGUGGCCAGAGGAACCCCCCAUCCCAAGACUUGAAAGGUCUGUUGCUCACCUCUGUCCCUCCGGAUCGCAGUUUCCUCAUCUGCUCACGCAAAACCAGCACAGCCCUGCGCCCGGCAGCCGUGUGCACACAGGCUGGCGAGUGGUGGCCAAGCCUCGAACCCCACUUCCCCACUGCUGCAACCCAUAAAGUGGAGGCCGUCCCCCAGGGGAGGAACAUGUGCUGUGCCCUGGCCUGGGGACUUUCAGGGUGUGGGUGAAGCACAUUCCCACUGGGCGGCUCCUUUCUGCCACGCAGCCCACCCCAUGGCUUGUCCUGGGGGACCUCUGGUGGGGCUGCCUCUACAGACUGCACUCGGGCUCCGGGCUUCCUCCAGCCAGGCCCAGCACGUGCCUGCCCUCCAGUAAAAUAUGUUGCUUUCCAGAAGGAGGUAAGGGACCAUGGGCAGGCACUGUGGAUGCCAACCUCGGCCCCGCCACCUGUUCCUCAGGGCCCACAUCCAGGGCCCACAACCACGGCCUGCGUUUCUAGGACUGGAGGUGGCUCAGCAGUGCUGAACUCAGAAACACCCAGCCUGGAGGGAGCCUCUCUCUGCCUCUUCCUCCCCUGUCUUGGGCCCGGGGGGGGGGUUGGAGCCCCCAUGGGGCCCCCUGGGAACCUGGACCAGGCUUUGCUCAGAGCUGGGAGGAGGCCACGGGGUGGUGCAGGGGCGGGUAGGUGAGGGUGAGCUGCCCUGAGUUCUGUCUGGAGUUUCCUUCAUCUGCCCCACACCCAAAUUUGCACUUUAAUUUGACCAUCCUGGGGGCCUGGCACUGCUGACAGAAGGGCUGUCUCUGUCCUCCACUCCAGAGUGGGUGCCCCCCACCCUUGGCCAGGACAGGGAGGGAGCCGCUGGCCGCCGCCAGAGGACUCCUGACCUCGGCUCAGGCCUGCACAAUGUCCUGGGGCCCCUGCCUCGCUGGUUUGUCAUCGCCGUCUGUUGUUUUCUGGGUAAGGAAGGCAAGAGCUAUAGGGAAAACGUACAUAAUAAUUUAAUGUGAAUGGGUUCUGAGCUCUCCCUGUGCCCCGGGCGGGUCAGGCCGAGCAUUUUGCACUAAUGUGUCCCACGGCGGACGUGAGUCAGGAGUGUUUGUGGACGUGCAUGGCUGCUGAGCGGACCUGCUGUUCGCUCCCUCCUUGUCCUGAAUGUACCGUGGGGUGGGGGGGGGCGGCAGCCGGGCUCGGAGGGGCCUUCCAGAGUGCCUUAGCAUCCUUUGAUCAUUUUUCCCAAGGAAACCAAUUAAGAAAGCCGGACCCUUCCCUUCUUUGUUUACAAGAUGACUAAUUCCAGAAUCCGGGGUUGUCCCGUCCUGUGAGUGUGACCGUGACUCAUCCAGACCCUGUAGAGAGGCGAGCCAUCAGUAUUUAUGAGAUGUCCGCACCUUUAUCCCCAAGCCUGACUAUUAGCAAUACGCAUAUCCUAUAGAGAAUCUAUUACAGAGCUACGUUAUCUCUGCGCCUUCUGAGGAGGACAGAAGGGACUGGACCGUGUCGGGGCUGCCGUGUGGCGGGUGGUGGGCCUGGGAUCCAGCGCCUCUCCCGCCCUGCCCGGCCCUUCCCUCCUCUCCCCAAGGAGACAGGCCCAGGAGGCAGCUGGCUCGCAUGCAGAGGUCCAGGAGGGACCGGAGGUGUGACAGAUACUGUGAGCCUGGCAGGCCAUGCCUGGCUGGGCGCCUCGGUACUUGAAUUCUGUCUCGUUUUCAGCACUGUGUCUGCCCACCCGAGUUCUCUGUCGUCACUUAACUUUGCAUUGGAUUUGGUUGUCGUACUUUGCCCCUGAAUGUGGACGAAGCUGUGGGUGAGAGGCUGGCAGGACCCGCCUGGGUGUCCUGGUGUUCGCAGGUCGGGGCUCCUAGAAGGGAGGAGCCGGCUGCCUGGCCUCCUGUUUCCUCCAGGAAGAGUCGUUCUGUGGCAUUUGUGUUUGGAGCCAGGAGGAAGGCGGAAGGUAGGGACAGAGAGCUGGUCAGCCCUCGGGGCUGGCUCCUCGGAGGGGACGCUAGUGUGCCUGACCCUGACCUGUCCUCAUUAGACAGCCGGAACUGCAAGCCCAUUCCCUGCCCCACCCAGCCAUGUGUACUGCCUGGGUUCCCCUCAGAAGGGUGAUUUUUAUGGAAACAUCUUGGCUGCAAGUGGAAAAGUCUAUGGCCCUUGAACCAACUGAAAACUCCAAGAAACCUCUGUUUGCCUCUGCCGGCAGCCAGUCCCAAACUCAGACGUGAGAGCGCAUAGCUGUCCCCAGCUGUACCUACUGUUUCAGAAUGUUGCUGCUGCAUAAAUUUGUCAUUAUGUCAGCCAGCCGGCUCCGUGUGUGAGUGCGUGCGUGUGUGUGCGCGUGUGUGAGCGUGCGUGCAUCACUGCACCGGAGCACUUAGGGGUUGGUACUAGAUGUUUCUAAAAUGGCAAAGGUUUUUUGUUUGUUUGUUUUGUUUCUUUGGAAGAAGAAAAGGAAAGGAAAAUUAUGCAGAAUCUAAAGCAUUCAGAUUGGACGACCUGCUUGUGUUCUGAUCAAUCGCUUCCCUUGUUAGCGUUUUGCACAUGAUUGUGAUUUUUAUGUCAAAAGAAGCCAAAACUCGCAAUACUAUUUUUAGCAGACAAAAAAAAAAAAAAAAGAACUAAGUAUAAAAUGUAUAAAUAUUUUUGACUUGAACAUUUGGAUGGCCUGGGGUGCGAGUAGAAUAUCCAUCCUUCGGACGGAAUGUUUGGAAAAAGACUUAAAAAGGAGACGGUUGUUUGAAAGAGUGUGUUUAGAGAUUAAAGUACUGUAACUCACGACUGUUAAAAAUAAAUUUUCCUGUGCUGUCAAGGAAGGUUUCACAGUACCACUGAGUUAGAUUUCAGCCGCAGAAGAUGCUUCGCUUUUUUUUUGUCUUUUUUUAAGGAGGAAGCCUGUGUUUCGUUUUCCUGAGCCCUCGCUCUCUUUUUUGUGCUGUUACUCGGUAGAGUCAAGACUGUUACUUUUUAGCCAUGGCUGACAUUGUAUCAAUAACUAAAACGGAAACAUCCAAAAGCCACCAGGGAAACCGAGGGCUUCAAGCGCGCUCAGAGCCGUUUCAGACAGUGGAAAUCCAUGACAGGCAAACAAAAGGAUGUGAUCAUUAAUUGUAAAGCGCUUUGUAAAAUUCACAUUUACAAAAUAAUAAAGUCAGUUCAAACCU
Molecule: messenger RNA, 7418 nt
Organism: Sapajus apella (tufted capuchin)
Lineage: Eukaryota; Metazoa; Chordata; Mammalia; Primates; Cebidae
Gene: NACC2
Product: NACC family member 2
Exons: 5
Coding region: 932-2701 (589 amino acids)
Biological process (GO): regulation of transcription by RNA polymerase II
Molecular function (GO): RNA polymerase II cis-regulatory region sequence-specific DNA binding; DNA-binding transcription factor activity, RNA polymerase II-specific; protein binding
Source: RefSeq, a predicted model, not a curated record